AUAAAAUCGAAGCAUCCGUCUUCAACCUUGGACAUCAAAAAAACAAUCGCAACUGCGUAAAGGGUCUCGUCCUUAUCCGCCAUGUUAGAUAGCAAGUAGGCUAUCUACUUCUGGCGUGACGGACGCAUUCCACCCUUAUUUGUUAUUUAUAUUCCAUUUCGAUCGCUUUGAGGAUAUCCUCGACGAUCGCCAAUUAACCUGGUCAGCUUAGGUCGACCUACUCCUUAGCCAUCUCAGCGACUAUCCGUUUUUAGGACCUAAAUUACUUCUAGUAUUUCCUAGCUUUGUCCAUACCUUCGAUAUCGAAAUUUCUACGUAGAGAAUUGCCAUCAUGGACAGUCUCUUCGUUAAGGAUCGCUGUGACGCGCUCCGCGAGGGCGGCUUCACCAACUUCUUUAUCUCCAUUCUAAUUGUGAUCGGUAUCAUGCUAUCAUAUGUCACACAACACUAUCGAAUCAUCUCCCGCGGAUCCUCCGAAGGAAUAUCUCCGUACUUCGUGUUGCUCGGUGUCACCUCAGCGAACUCGCAGUUUGGGAACAUCCUCACCCUGCCUCAAUCGCGAGCCGAUGUUGCCUGCUGCAAAGUAGUUAGCCCCUUCGAAUGUACUGCUGGAUUACUCGGAAUUGCACAGAUUGGGACACAAUGGGUUUGUUUUGCUAUCAUCCUCGUUCUAUUUCUAGUCUUCUUCCGUAGGGAGGAUGUUGAUCUAUCGGACGAUGAAUGCGAGCGAGACCCCGACCAACCAACCUGGAGGACCGCUGUUACCGUAGCAGCUCUAUGCUUGAUUCACGGUCUACUCGUUGUUAUUGUAUCAGCUGCAUUUGCGUUUGGUGCUCCCUCGUACCUAGGUGCGUGGGCGAAUUUCUUGGGAAUCAUGUCUGCUGCACUCGCCGCCGUCCAAUACAUUCCUCAGAUUUGGACUACAUACCGCCUCAAGCACGCUGGUAGUCUUAGUAUUUUGAUGAUGUGCAUACAAACCCCCGGUGGGUUUCUUUUUGCUGGUAGCUUAGCAGCACGUCUUGGUUGGGCAGGUUGGAGCUCUUGGGGAGUAUAUGUCUUGACAGCCAUAAUGCAAGGUAUCUUAUUGUUUAUGGCCAUCUCGUACGAGUGGCCGUCGCAGGAGGAGCGCCGUCAGUCUACUCCGCAACCGCAACGUCCUCCGUAUAACCGACGUACCACACCCAGAGUCUUACCUUCGCCAGGCCCGUACUCUGCUCACUUACAGGCCUAUGGCGAAACGCAAGAAGAAAUCGAACGUGCACUAGACCGCGAGAGCGUCCAAGGCAUAGGAGAAAACCAACCUCUCUUGGCACCUGGUGGACUUGGCAGCUCAGGUGUUCGCUAGCUUACCAGCCUUGAAGAGUAAGGUACCUACCUCUAAAUAUGAACUAUAAAUAAGUAAAUAUGAUAUUUCCACAUGUGCAAAGUUAAUAGCCAGACCAGCUUCCUACGUUAGGUAGAGACUAAGUUGACCA
This is a messenger RNA of Daldinia loculata, 1475 nucleotides long. RefSeq lists its product as uncharacterized. The record is from RefSeq and is a predicted model, not a curated record. Bases 332 to 1345 code for a protein of 337 amino acids. The transcript has 4 exons. NCBI's taxonomy places the organism in Eukaryota, Fungi, Ascomycota, Sordariomycetes, Xylariales, Hypoxylaceae.